GACCCGACGUUCUUUCACUGAGAUUGGUGCUGUGAACAGUAACGUUGUUAUCACUACCUCCCGCCUUUGGCAGCCAGACAUUUGAAAACGUCUUGACAAUUGUACCGUGUUGUUCUGUGCGUUAACGUUGUGCAAUUGUGUGUGCUACUGUAUUUAGAUCCGAAAAAUCAAAACUUCCAAAAUGGUCGACUUUGAUGAGUCCAUGAAACAUAUAGGUUCGUACGGGAAGUUCCAGCGGAUGACAUACUAUAUGUGUCUGUUGGUCGGCAUCACUACACCGUUCCACCAGCUCGGAAGUACCUUUCUCGACGCCGAGACAGACUUCCACUGUGCUGUCCCAGCGGUGGCGGAGGGAGGGCCGAGAGAGAACCACACCGACUGCGUCUUGAACUAUUCCUUACCGAUAGAGCGAACGUCGUCUGGGACAGGUUGGCGGUACAGCGGCUGUACAAGAUACGUGGUGACGUCCUACGAGCUGGGGAACCUGACGUGCCCGUACCCCGCCCACAACAGCACCGCAGAUGACAGGCCCACACAGCCGUGCGAUCAGGGCUACUGGUACGACACCAGGCAGUACAAGAGCAGCAUCUUUACUGAGUUCAACUUGGUGUGCGACGACUACUGGUUAAACAGCCUGUCUCAGUCUAUCUACAUGUGUGGUGUUCUCAUCGGAGCUAUCGGCUUUGGACAACUGGCGGACUUCAUCGGCAGGAAGAAGACCAUCUUCAUCAGCCUUUCCCUGAUGAUCGUUUUUGGUACGAUUGUGGCGUUCGCCCCAAACUAUACUGUCUUCGUCAUCGCUCGGCUUCUUGUCGGGACAACAGUGUCGGGGAUCUUCCUUUCUGCUUUUGUUAUUGGGACGGAGCUAACAGGCCCAGACAUGCGCACAUGGACGGCCACCCUCCCCCACGUUGCCUUCGCCACCGGUUACAUGCUGUACGCCCUGAUGGCGUGGGGCAUCCGCAGCUGGCGGCCCCUACAGCUCACCAUGACCAUUCCCACUGUGUUUCUACUCUUCAGCUGGCCAUUUCUGAUUGAGUCCCCGCGGUGGCUGAUCUCCGUGGACCGGCAUGACGAGGCAGCCACCAUUGUUAAAAGGAUUGCCAAGUUCAACGGCGUGACCGUACCAGCACACGUGUUGAAUGAGAGAAACGAGAAGAAAAAGAACGAUCGGAGGCACACUGCCAUUGAUCUCCUGCGCACGCGCAACUUGUUGAUACGGAACCUCAACCUGUUCUACCAAUGGUUCGUGACGUCCAUGGUGUUCUAUGGCCUGUCCCUCAACACGUCAUCUCUGCCCGGUAUAGACGACUAUGUAGCUUUCUUCCUCGGAGGGUUUGUCGAAAUUCCGGGACUCUUCAGUUCCUACUAUUUACUUGACAUUCUCGGGCGGCCGAAGUGUCAGUGCCUCUACAUGACGGUAGGGGGCAUUGCUUGCAUCAUCAGUCCAUUCCUGGCACCACCUUAUCUCCCAGAACACCUGGCGCCUUUGUCUAUCGUACUGGCGAUGUUGGGGAAGCUGUCCAUCUCUGCCUGCUUCAACAUCAGCUACAUCAUGUCUGCAGAGCUCAACCCAACCAUUCUCAGGAACGUGGCAGUGGGAGCCGGGUCCAUGUGGGCACGUAUCGGCGGUGUAGUCUCUCCGUUUGUCGUCUACUCCAAGCAGCUGUGGUUGCCUCUACCUUUCGCUAUCUUCGGCGGAUGUGCCGUUCUUGCCGGGGUGGUCGCCUUGGCCUUGCCGGAGACUAUGGGGGCUGACCUACCCGAGACUGUGGAGGAAGCUGAGAGCUUUGGAACUAAGAGAAAGCCGCAGCCGGUUUAUCUGUCCGACAUCGAGAAGCACGGCGAGGCCCAUCAGAACAGAGCCUUCCAAGAGGAGGACGUCACAGCAUUGUAGUCAGGUGUCUAACUGUUGUUCCAUAUGGUUAACAGACAUUAAACAUUGGUAGAUUUUGCAUUUUGGAAAGCGGUUGGAUUUAUAAUUCAUGAUUAUUGAUUUAAAUUAGUCCAAAGUAAAGAACUAGAUAUCAAAUUGCACCUUUAGAAUCGGAAGACGUUUUAUUUUAUUCAGCGUUUCCAAGUAACAAAUAUUGCAUAAGAUACUGGUAAGUAAAACACAUUUAUGGAUAGCUUUUGUUAUCUUAUUGUUAUUUGUGCCUCUCGGAUUCAUUUACGUUUAAAUCAUCUAUAGUAUUCUUCGCUUCAACGUGGUAAUUGUCACUAAGUCAAGGUGUACAUUAAAAGUACAUUAGGGGAAAACCCAAAAUAUCAUAGGUUUUAAUUUACAAUAUUUUUUUAUGCGUUUCAACUAUUCUAUAUUCAUCUCAGACUAUGUUCUAAACAUCAUAUAGGGACGAGAAGCAGUCAAAGCGUGGUGUUUAGAGUCCUAUCACUAUAUGUACUUUGUUUCCACGUAAAGGCUAUCAUUAAUGGUAUUAGCUGAUUGUAGAUACGGUAAUGUUUGUAAAUAUCGUAUUUGAACACAUUCGCUAAAAGGUACUAAUACUUGGAUGGCCUAGAUUUAUAUAUGUAAUUAUAACAGUUACUAGCUUUGAAUCGAUGCGUUCGUUUUGUACUAAUUGAAUUCAGGUAGAACAGAACGUCCGCAGAGUUGGAAGAACUAAUAAAGAUCAAGUAAAACA
Messenger RNA from Branchiostoma floridae (Florida lancelet), 2642 nucleotides. Its product is annotated as organic cation transporter protein-like. The transcript is spliced from 12 exons. The record is from RefSeq and is a predicted model, not a curated record. Gene Ontology annotation, biological process: transmembrane transport. Lineage: Eukaryota; Metazoa; Chordata; Leptocardii; Amphioxiformes; Branchiostomatidae. Gene Ontology annotation, cellular component: membrane. Gene Ontology annotation, molecular function: transmembrane transporter activity. Bases 182 to 1897 code for a protein of 571 amino acids.